AUGACCGGCGUUGAUGCCAUGCACGAUCUUGGCUACAAGGGUCAAGGCGUCAAGAUCGCCAUCCUGGACACCGGUGUAGACUAUCGUCAUCCAGCACUGGGUGGUGGUUUUGGUGAAGGCUUCAAGGUUGCAGGUGGCUAUGACUUUGUAGGUGAUGAUUACACCGGAGCCAAUAUGCCAGUGCCGGAUGCAGACCCUGUUGUCGAGUGCCUUGACGGAGGGCAUGGCACUCACGUUGCGGGUAUAAUUGGCGCUCAAGACCCUGAAGGAGUCGGCUUCGGCAUUGUGGGAGUAGCUCCAGAGGCGUCACUUUACAUGUACCGCAUUCUCGGCUGUGAAGGCGGCGUGACUGACGAUGUCAUCAUCCAAGGAUUUCAGGCUGCCGCCGAGGAGGGUGUCGACUUGAUCAGCAUGUCCGUAGGCGGAGUCAGAGCUUGGGAAACUGCAUCGCUCUUCGAAUCUGUCUUCGCUUCCAUCAAAAAGAGAGGCAUCGGGAUGUUGGUUGCCGCCGGUAAUGACGGAGAGAGUGGCCCCUACUAUACCAGCUGGCCAGCCCUGGAUCCUUCAAUCAUAUCUGUCGGCUCUACAAGCAACCUCGCGUUCCCUACCGCUUACAAUGUCGAGGAUGUGGACGGCAACGUUGCUGAAUAUGCACGCAUCGCACCACUGGAGGGAACAUACAAUGUGUUCAUUGCUGACAGCGAUGAUGGCUUUUGCGAUCAGUCAGCAUGGGAUACUGCAGCGGAAAUAUUUUCCGACCCAGACAAAGUCAUUGCCAUCAUGAACUGGGACGGGUACUGCAGUCAAUCGUUGAUUUAUUAUAUGGGUAAAACUGGAUUUAAGAACUUUUGGGCGUAUAUUGAUGACGAUGCCGACUUGAACUUAUAUCCUCCGGGAUACGUGCCGUAUGACUUUGUACGCUUUCGGAAGUCUGAAUUCGAGAAGCUACUUCCAAGCAUUCAGGCCAAUGGAUGGGCUGCAACUCUAACUUUCAAGGAUCAGAAUGUCCACGAUACCAAGCAGCCAACUGCUCGGACCGUCAGCUAUUAUUCGUCAUUUGGACCUACAGUUGAGAUGUCCAUGAAGCCUCAGCUUUCUGCUCCGGGAGGAACUAUCCUGAGCAGCUGGCCUACCACUGAUGGUCUGGGCUACGCUGUGAUUUCUGGAACAUCAAUGGCGACGCCUCAUCUGGCUGGUUGCUAUGCGCUUCUGAAGCAGGCUUACCCCGAGCUCACUCCCGAUGAUAUAUUGCAUCGUCUGCAGACGACGGCUACCCCUCUCGAGCAAUUUGGCUAUGAUGGCCUUCUCACGGGUACUCUACAACAGGGAGCAGGCUUGGUCAAUGUGUACAAUGCGUUCAAUUACGACAGUAUCAUCUCACCCGCCCAGUUGAACCUCAGGGACAGUACCUCACCCGAGCCUCAAAGUAUUACAAUCGAGAACAAAUCUUCCAAGCCUAAGACUUACACAAUUGGCCAUAAAGGCUCUUCACUAGUCAAUGCAUCGCCCAACGUCUACGAAAGGGGCUAUGCUGAGAGAUUUUACUGGGCGGAAAACAACAGCCCAAAUUUCGCCUCAGUUUCUUUUUCUCAGAACACCAUAACCUUGUCAGCCGGUGCUGGUAUUACGUUCAAAGCUACUGUCAGGGCACCUACUACGGACGUCGACCCCAGCAAGUUGCCCAUCUACGGCGGGUACAUCACCAUCACGGAUAAUGACUCCAAGGAAUACGUGGUACCAUACAUAGGCGUCCCGUAUACGCGCAAUUCCCAACCCACCCUGGACUUCAGCGACCUCCUCAAUAUCACAACGAAGCCUCUUCCACCCAAGUACAUUCCCAACAUUCCAAUGGUUCGCGCCAUGGACAUCAACAAGCGCGUCAACGACAUUGAGACCUUCACCUUCCCGGCGUGGGCUCCUCCGCCAGACUCUGACGAAGACCAAGAUGACGACAAUGACCCGCAGAUCGAGUUCGUUAUCCGGCAGCCAUCCGAGUACGUGCGCUUCGAUGCCGUCUCGCCGACCUACAAGAUCCGCCCUACACGUUAUGGUUUCAACCCCUGUAAAGCGCGCUCGCUCAACCUCACGGAGCCGCCGAUGGAGCCGGUCGAGGAGUUUCUCGGGAUACCGUCAUAUGGGUUAUUGUUUAGCUACAUUGGCGGUUUUGAUAAGCCGUACAGUCCAUUCCAGGAGCUGUACAUUGGAUAUGGAUUCAACUCAGUGAUAUGGGACUGGGCGGAAGUUGCGGCGCCGAAUGGGACACUUCUGCAGUUGCCUAAUGCGGACUAUCGCGUGCUGGUGCGCGCGCUGCGUUGGGGAUACGAUUGGGAGGACCCGGAGGGUUACGAGAGUUGGCUGAGCCCAGUGAUCAGGGUCAAUAUUGGUGAUCCGGGUUACCCCAACCCUUAUUGA
This is a messenger RNA of Phaeoacremonium minimum UCRPA7, 2412 nucleotides long. RefSeq names its product putative subtilisin-like protease protein. The record is from RefSeq and is a predicted model, not a curated record. The transcript has a single exon. Gene Ontology annotation, molecular function: serine-type endopeptidase activity. Gene Ontology annotation, cellular component: membrane; cell wall. Lineage: Eukaryota; Fungi; Ascomycota; Sordariomycetes; Togniniales; Togniniaceae. The coding region runs from base 1 to 2412 and encodes 803 amino acids. Gene Ontology annotation, biological process: proteolysis.